AUAAAUUGGAAUAAACUAUGUAUAAACAUCUACUAUUAACUAAUUGUUUAACUCAAUUUAGUAUAAUUGUUCUUAAUUAUUAUAAACAUAUGUAAAGCAUUAGUAUUAGAUUUACAAUCUAUUUGGUUGUUGUGUUAUUAAUAUCUGAAAUUCCUAAUAUAAGUUAUGAAUGUAUUGUUCAAAAUAAGUUUAGUAUUAUCAAUAAAACAGGUGAUACGUGGAAACAGUCAUAGUUAUUUCACUAGAUUUCGCAAUUAUCGAUGACCUUAAUUGCUUUUUAAUUCGGUUCUAGGAUGAGGGAGGGAAUCGCGAAAACGUGUAAUAUGUGUUUCGUAACGUGCGCUCGCCGAUUGUCAAAGUUCAUUGGAGUUUGAUCGGUUGUAGCGGCCAGGACAGGACGAGAACGCAGCAGCAGCAACAGCAAGGAUAACGAGAUGGCAUCGAAUUGGGAAGAAUUUUACGCUACCCAUCUACCUCCCACGGACUUCGAGGACAACAGAUCCUUACUGAAGGAGUUCUGCGAGCGCCACAACAAACCCGGCGAGAGGAUCGUCCUAGUUACGUCAGGUGGGACCACGGUACCUCUGGAACACAACACCGUGCGUUUCGUGGACAACUUCAGCGCCGGUAUGAGGGGCGCCGCCUCCUCAGAGUACUUCCUGGAGCAGGGCUACAAUGUCAUCUUCAUGCACAGGCUCAAAUCCUUGGAGCCCUUCACCAGGCACUUCAAUGGACAGAAACUCAUGGAUAUGCUUGACCUGCAAGAAAAUAGUCGGAAUGUAACAAUAACUGUAAAACCGGAUAGUGUGGAUGUGCUGGCCCCAAUCCUGCUGAACUAUAAGGCAGCACAAGACGGAGGCAGGAUCCUCUAUGUGACAUUCACAACUGUCUCGGACUACUUCUGGUUGCUAAGGGCAGCCUGCGAGUGUUUGGCUCCUUUGGGUGCCAAGGCCCUCCUGUACUUGGCAGCUGCAGUGUCAGACUUCUACGUACCCUCAUAUGAAAUGCCUACUCACAAGAUUCAGUCAGCUGCUGUGCCAAAUAUCUCUCUGCAAUUAGUUCCUAAACUGCUGUCCCCAGUUGUCAGCCUGUGGGUGCCCCAUGCCUUUGUGGUCUCCUUCAAGCUAGAAACAGACGAGAACAUUCUGCUAUCCAAAGCCAGAGAUUCGCUGAACAAGUAUAAACACAAGUUGGUGAUAGGAAACAUAUUGCAAACCAGAAGACAGAAGGUGAUAUUCGUGACUCCGGAGAGCAAUUACGAUGUGAGUUUAACGCGAGAGCAGAUGCUGGGCGGUAUAGAAAUCGAAGAACCAAUCAUCUCCAACGUCGUGCACAGCCACACCAACUUCAUUUUAGGCCAGUUCCGCUCCGCCAAAUAGGAUUAAACGAUCGUACGUGAUAAAUGUUUCUUUACCAAAAAAAAAAAAAAACGUAAUUGUCUAGAUGUGCUCCAAAAGAAUAAUAAUAAUAUAUAUUUCGACUGUCCCUGAGUGAAGGGCGCAACCUAAAUGAAGAUAACAAAAAAAAGAUACAAGAAGAAUGUAAAUAAUAUAUAUUUAUAAAAGAGAGAAACAAAAAGAGUAAGU
This is a messenger RNA of Nicrophorus vespilloides, 1586 nucleotides long. RefSeq names its product phosphopantothenate--cysteine ligase. The transcript is spliced from 5 exons. Gene Ontology annotation, cellular component: cytoplasm; nucleus. Gene Ontology annotation, molecular function: phosphopantothenate--cysteine ligase activity. Bases 435 to 1379 code for a protein of 314 amino acids. The record is from RefSeq and is a predicted model, not a curated record. Lineage: Eukaryota; Metazoa; Arthropoda; Insecta; Coleoptera; Silphidae. Gene Ontology annotation, biological process: coenzyme A biosynthetic process.